AUGUCCCGAAGGAAGCAGAGCAACCCCAGGCAGAUCAAGCGUCCUCUGGAGGAUGGCCUGGAGGAAGAGGAGGAGGAGUGCGUCUCCGAAGGGAACGAACUCCUGACCAAAGAUGAGUUCUCGGCUGACUUUGAGGCGGAGAACAUCGCUUGUGAAGACAUGGAGUACUUCUGCAGCAAAGGAGAGGAAGAUGGCAACCGAGAAGCAGGGGACUCGGAGAUGGAGCCGAGCGAGAAGAGCCGACAGGCUGCAGUGGGUCCAGAUGAAUUCGACGGGCCAAGAGAGUUGGAUGCAUUUUUGAAAGAUGGAGAAAGGAGGAUCCACAGCAGGCAGCAGCUCCCCGUGGGCACAACGUGGGGGCCAUUUGAGGGCAAGAUUGAGAUGAACACAGACACCAAUGCACUGAAGACCAAGAGCACGGUCCCGGUGGUGCUGAGCGCCGGCCCCAGGUGGCUGCUGGAUGUGACUUGGCAGGGAGCAGAAGACAACAAAAACAACUGUGUGGUGUACAGCAAAGGUGGCCAGCUGUGGUGCACCACCACUAAGAACAUGAUGGAGGGCGAGGAGCUGGUGGCCUUUGCAGUGGACUUUGACUCCCGUCUGCAGGCGGUGAACCACAUGUCUCUGAGUGAGGGCAUGUACCCAGCCCGACUCUUGGACAGUAUCCAGCUCCUGCCGCAGCAGGCUGCCAUGGCCUCCAUCCUGCCCACUGCCAUCGUCAACAAGGACAUCUUCCCCUGUAAAGCCUGUGGAAUCUGGUUUCGGAGUGAGAGGAACUUACAAGCCCAUCUGAUGUACUACUGUAGCGGGCGACAGAGAGAGCCUGAGACGGUGGUGGAGGACAGUGACACUGGGCCACACCAGACCCCCAGCGCCUGUCCUUUUCCUCAGUGCACCAAGAGCUUCUCUGGAGCUCGUGCCCUGGAAAUGCACUUGAGCACUGCACACACCGGUGUCAAAAUGGAAGAGAGCCUCCCUCCUGGCACCAGCUUGAAAUGCACAAUCUGUAACUACACGGCAGAUUCUCUUAUUACAUUCCAGCAUCACAUCAUGUCUCACCUGUCACAGGCGGCCUUCAGAUGCAAUCACUGCCAUAUCAGCUUCCAGAGCCACAGGGAACUCUUACAGCAUCAGGACUUACACGGGCAUGGCAGCAAACUUCACAGAGAAGGAGAUGGUACUGAGCUCUCCCCCAGGGGGCCGGAGGAGAGCCUGCAGCAGGCCCGUGCAGAUCUGAACAGGAAGGACGCUCUGCUAGGAAGUCCCAAAGGGGGCCUCAACAAGGAGGCCAGCACCGACGGGGAGACGGACAAAGCUGAGAAGAAACCUAUGCUCUCUGCUCAGAAGGGAGAGGCCCACCCUGGCAGCAAGGCCAGUUUUUCUUACACUCGGAUUAAAUCUGAGCCCUCCAGCCCCCGCUUGGCCUCCUCCCCUGUGCAGCAUAACAUGCCUACAUUUCCCAUGGGUCCUUUCUUGUCUCAGUUUGCUUUCUCUCAAGACAUUUCAGUUGUCCCACAGGCUUCAGAAAUUCUGGCAAAAAUGUCAGAGUUAGUUCACCGGAGGCUACGCCAUGGCGGGAACAGCUACCCCCCUGUCAUCUAUAGCCCUCUUAUGCCCAAAGGGGCCACCUGUUUCGAAUGCAAUAUCACUUUCAGUAACCUGGACAACUAUUUGGUUCACAAAAAGCACUACUGUAACACCCGCUGGCAGCACAUGACAAAGUCUCCGGACUUUUCUGCCUUGUCUGAUAAGAUCCCUGAGGCUGUGAGCCCCAACAGUGGACACAGUUCUGUUGGCAUGUUAGCAGGCUGCCACCCAACCGAAGCUGACAGCCAUCUGAUGCAGUCUGCAUGUCUAAACACCAAUGUCCUGGACAUGAUCAAUGCAGGGAAAGGAGUGGAUAAGGAUCUAGCUGGACAAGUGAAGAAGGUCUCCACUCCGACAGGGACAGAGGACAGGCUCAAUGGGAAACCAUUGGAGGGAAAAAGCCCAACUACAGGUUUGGUGGAAAGUGACAAUGACCCAAACAAGACCACGUGUGAAGCCUGCAAUAUCACUUUCAGUCGUCAUGAGACCUUCAUGGUCCAUAAGCAGUACUACUGUGCCACACGUCAUGAUCCCCCCAUGAAACGCAUGUCUGCUAACAAGGUUCCAUCAAUGCAGAGGACCAUGAGAACGCGCAAACGCCGAAAAAUGUAUGAGAUGUGUCUCCCUGAUCAGGAGCACACAAGGCCUCCAUUAGGACAACCAGGUUUCCUGGGGGUUCCUCCAAUUAACCCUUGUACGUCCCAAGAUGCAGUAGACAACAUCACAGACCGGUUUCACCCACGCUGUGACCUGUUCACCAGCAUGGUCCCCAAACAUCUGGAGGCCUCUCUGACUGUCACUAAACCUAUUCUUUCUGUCAAAAGCAGUACAACAGAGCAGCAGGAAAUAGAUGCUCCAAUUGAUCUGAGCAAAAAGUGUUCGCCAGGUUCUGAUAAAACAUGCAUCUCCCCAAAAAGACUCUUGGACUAUCAUGAAUGUGCAGUUUGCAAGAUAAGUUUUAACAAAGUGGAAAACUACCUGGCGCACAAACAAAACUUCUGUCCUGCUGGAGCUCAGCCACAACCGCUACAGCCACAGGCGCACAAUGAGACAGGCAGCCUUGACACAACUUUAUUUCCAGAUGUAAAGAGUGAAUCCACAAACAAUCCUGAUGAAACAUUUGAUAAGAGCCCAGGCAAAUGUGAGAAGAAUGGCAAUGGAAAGGUGCUGGUGCAGAAUGGAGGCAUGUUCCCCCCUCACUUGGGACCUGUCCCGGGACUCAAGCCUUUUGCUGAGCCACAGCUCAUUCCUUCAAAGGAUGAGAAGAAUGUUUUUCUGCCCCACUGCCUUUAUCCUGGAGCAAUAAAAAAAGCUAAAGGUCCGGAGCAAAUAUCCCCUUAUUUUGGAAUAAAGCCCACUGACUAUGGGUCUGCAGGGGGAGCAGGGCAGGCUGAGCUCAUGGAGCAGGAGCAGAGUGUGAACGGGGGCGGUGCUACAGUUGGAGGGGACACAGGAACAACCCCGCAACAACCUGCCACCAACGGCUGCCCCCACCCUGGCAAAGAGCCCCUUCCUCUUACGCCCAAAAACCGCAGCAUGGUCAUUGUCAACGGGGGACACAAGCCAGAGGACUGUACAGACAACACUCCUCCACAGCAGGAGAACCAGCCUCAGCCUGAGGGCCAGCCCCCCAGUGCCUCUCCCACGUGGGCGAGUGAGAACCAGAGCGACACCAACGAGAACAUGUCCCCCUCCGCCAAGUCCCCGCGUGAGGAGGCAGCGCCGGCCGUUAAUAAAGGCGUUAAUGGAGCUGGGAGUGGAAAGUACUGCCGCCUCUGUGACAUCCAGUUCAACAAUCUGUCAAACUUUAUAACUCAUAAGAAGUUUUACUGUUCCUCACAUGCGGCAGAGCAUGUAAAAUAA
Molecule: messenger RNA, 3450 nt
Organism: Knipowitschia caucasica
Lineage: Eukaryota; Metazoa; Chordata; Actinopteri; Gobiiformes; Gobiidae
Source: the annotation of a GenBank genome assembly